Drosophila busckii is the source of this 1728-nucleotide messenger RNA. RefSeq lists its product as uncharacterized. Gene Ontology annotation, molecular function: sulfotransferase activity. Bases 1 to 1728 code for a protein of 575 amino acids. The transcript is spliced from 6 exons. The record is from RefSeq and is a predicted model, not a curated record. NCBI's taxonomy places the organism in Eukaryota, Metazoa, Arthropoda, Insecta, Diptera, Drosophilidae. Gene Ontology annotation, cellular component: membrane.
AUGCGUUCGCUGGGCAAAGUGCACGACUACGAAGUGGAGAAGGAUCCACAGCAGGGCGGCAUUAUGACGCUUCUUGAGCCGGCCGAUGAGAGCGACUGGAUUGAUAAUAUUGUCAAUCUAGAGGAUGGCACUGUCUUUGCCAGUCAUGUCAACUACUUGAAUUUCACAAAGCACGCGCAGCCACGCCCCAUUUACAUAAAUAUGGUGCGCGAUCCUGUCGAGCGCGUCAUCAGCUGGUACUACUUCAUACGUGCGCCGUGGGUUUUUGUGCCCGGACGUCGUAACAGCAAUCGCCCCAUGCCCAAUCCUCUAUGGGUUAACACCGAGUUCGAUCAGUGCGUGCUGAGCGGCGAAAAGGCCUGCACUUAUAUCGAGGGUUCACCGCUGGAGCGAGUGGGGGAUCAUCGGCGUCAAACUUUGUUCUUCUGCGGGCACAAUGAGCAUAAAUGCACGCCUUUCAACUCGCGUCUGCCACUGCAGCUGGCCAAAGACAAUGUGGAGCGGGAAUAUGCUGUGGUCGGCACCUGGGAGCAUACGAAUGAAACCCUAGCUGUGCUGGAGGCCUAUAUACCGCGCUACUUUGCGGAUGCCUCCAAGAUGUAUUACUCUGGCCUGCAUGCUGCGAGGUCGAACGAUAAUCCCAUGAAGCCUCACAUAAGUGAGGAGAUUAAGAACAUGCUGCGCCGCAACUUUACGCGCGAGAUCGAAUUCUAUCAGUUCUGUCGUCAGCGUCUGCAUAAGCAAUAUCUGGCAUUGAAAAUGAACGAUCUGAUGCGCAUGGAUAAGAGUCUAGAGAGGCUAAAGACAAGCAAUGAAUUGCUGGCCCGUUUGAGCGCUAAGCACUUGAACAACACUAGAAAUGCGGAAAUCGAUGUGUUGUUCUUUAACCGUGCCGCCAAAGUAGGCAGUGAGGCGCUGCUGGAGCUCUUCAAUUCCCUGGAAACCUACAACGAAAACCUGAUAUUGGAACGCAGUGGCCUGCAUGAGCCCACAAUAAGGCAAAUGGGUAAGCCACAACGACGUGAGGCUGCCGAGUUUGUGGCUGGCUUGGAGGAGGGCAGUGUCUAUAUACGCCACAUAAACUGGCUGGACUUUGAUGAGUUUGAUCUGCCGCAUCCCAUUUAUAUCAAUAUGGUGAGAGAUCCCGUGGAGCGUGUCAUUAGCUGGUUCUACUACGCACGCAGCUCCUAUAAGAAUGCCAUAGAGUUUCGCAAGGCGCCCAACAAGAAAAUGAAGCCUGUCUCCUGGUACAAAAAGAACUUUAACGAAUGUGUGCGCAGUGGCGAUCCCGAGUGCCAAUAUGUCCCGCAUACGGUGAAGGAUGAGUUUCCCAACUUUAAGCGGCAGUCGUUGUUCUACUGUGGACAUCAUGACGAUUGCAUUCCCUUCAACUCGCCCACGGCUAUACAAAUGGCCAAAGAGCAUGUGGAGCGUGAUUAUGCCGUCGUUGGCAGCUGGGAGGAUACGAACAUCACAUUGACGGUCUUCGAACGUUACAUACCGCGUUUCUUCAAUGGCGCCAAGCUCAUGUAUGAAAUGCAUAAUAACAAGAUUACGAACCGGAAUAAAAACAAGCGAAAGCCUUUUAUUGAGCCCGAGGUGAAGGAGAUGAUUAGACGUAACUUCACCAACGAAUACGAGUUCUAUUAUUUUUGCAAACAGCGUCUAUAUAAGCAAUAUCUGGCGCUCAAUUUGAAGCAGCUGGAGCAGCAUGGUCUCUUGAAUUAG